AUGUCAAUUCAGGAUUCGACCCCAGAUGAUCAAAUAUCAACAUUGAACAGUUUUGAAAGUAACAUUCAUACAAAAGACCAGUCAAACUGUAUUGUUGCUGAGAAAUCUUAUCCUGUUCGAUUAGAUUCAGCACAUUUCCUCGAGUCAACAACUAAUGCAAUACAAAGCCGAAAUCUUGAAUCUUCAAAUUUUGUUGACAGCGCGCUAGUAAUUGAUACGAAAAGCAACUCUCUAUUAAAUAGAAAAUCCGACAUUGCUCAGAACGAAAUUAAACUAAAUUAUCCAAAUCAGCCCAAAAGCGCACAGUCGGACAAGCAAGAAAGUGUUCAGGAUUCCUCCGAUGAUUUUCCGGAACCUCCACCAAGUGUUGCAAAGAAUAAACAUACUGAUUCAAUCUCCACUUCUAACAAAAAUCCGAUACAGCAUUUUUCUGAAAGUUAUCUCAUAACUAUCUUUAUUGUUAAUGUUGUUUGUUUAUUGAUAAUAACAUUCUUUGAUAAUACUCGAGUAACGUUGGGUGUUGAACUUUGUCGAGAGCAAACAGCCAAUAUAACUGCAGUGAAAUUUCCCGUGAAGAAACAAAAAACUGCUAUAUCACAUCAUUGUCAGGAAUCAGCUGAUUCUUCAGCUGUUGAUGAACAAUUCGAGAAAAUUAUAACCGAUACAUCAUCAUUGAUUCCUUACACAAAUUCUGCAUUGGCUGCAAUUCAGAUGAGAUCAAAAAAUAAUUUUAACUCUUUAAAUAGCUUAAAACGACUCGAUUCGCCUGAGGCAAUGAGAUCACAAAGUUCCUCAAUCGAAGAGAGUGUUGCCAAAAUUCCAUCAACGUUGAGAACAGUUGAGAUACAAUUUGAAGACAAACCAUGCACCGCAUCUCAGCCAAAGUUAUCAAGCAAUUAUAUGGCUAAUAAUGGUGAAACAAUUGUAAUUAAUCUUGAACUAAGCCAAUCAAAAAAUCUCAACAAAAAUUUCGGUUUUACGUUGACCGGUGGGAAAGAUGUAAACGCAUCAUUAACUGUCGAUACAGUUCUUGCAGGAAGUUCAGCUGACAGAAAUGGUCUUCAGAUUGGUGAUAUUGUGCUUAGUAUUAAUGGGGAAACAGUAAGUGAUCGCUAUCAUCAAUCGGUUAUGCGUAUGUUAAACGAAGCAGUUCGUCUUGGCGAAAUUGAGUUGGAAAUUAAAAGACCCAGUCAUGGCUCAGAUUAUACUAAUGCGAUUCAUACCGUUCCCGAAUUUGAACAAAAAUCGAUUGGUCCGAGUUCAUUUGACGAAAAACGAUCGGUGUUUGCUCAAAAUUGCAAUAUGAAGGAUAGUUUCUAUGAAUUUCGGAAACAAAUGAAGCAGAAUCAGUCUUCAAAAUGGUCAACAAGUAAUUCAACUGCAAAGCAGAAUCAUAUACGAAAACAUCUGAAAUUUUUACCUGUCGCAUCUGCCGUUUUGAUGAGGAAUAUGCCUGUUACAAAAACGAACUCUUAUGAUAAGCAGUCGGCAAUAGAGCGACAUCCAAAUGUGGAGAACGAGAGAGCAGUUCACAAUGCGAUUUACGAAUUCGAUUCUCGCUUAUCUAAAAGUUCAACGAUGAGCAGUGAUUCUGAUUAUCGCGUAACGUCUAUGCAUGAAAAACCAAAACCUGGACGUCUUACUGAUUUUAUUCCUGAAGUAGAACGAAAUCCCUCACAAGCUUAUAACUUUCAUGAUAAAGAAAGGAAAAGAAAUGGUUAA
Molecule: messenger RNA, 1722 nt
Organism: Dracunculus medinensis (Guinea worm)
Lineage: Eukaryota; Metazoa; Nematoda; Chromadorea; Rhabditida; Dracunculidae
Source: the annotation of a GenBank genome assembly